CUAACUCCAUCUCAGACUUUGCACCAACAGCAACAUGGCCCCAGCUUUCAGGACACAGAUAUAACCAGUCUGAACCAUGAAGGCGUGUCAGCACCUGCAAAACAUAUAUAGAGCAUUCACAUGCUGCAGAAAGUGAAGCUGCAGGCUGAAGCACAACGCUGAUGAAGAUUUGGUGACUGCAGCCUGUGACCAACAUGGAAAGAGUCAAACAAGCCCCAGAUGUUCCCAUUUUCCAGUCUGGCCACCAAAAUCACAGUGACCUGGACUCUAUGUUUACGCUGCUGGAGGAUGAAAUCGUUGUCUUCGUGAAGAAUGAGCUAACAAGGAUGAAGAAUUCUCUGAAUCCAGAAUUCUCUGAAUUGUCAGAAAGUCCAAAUGAGGACGAGGAGCAAAGGAGCAGAAGGGAAGCAUUUCUGAAACUCACAGUGCACUUCUUGAAUAAAAUGAAUCAAAAGGAACUCGCUGCCUGUCUGCUGAGCAAAAACACUCAUCCACACUUUGGGUAUAAACUUAAAUCUGACUUAAAGAAGAAGUUACAGCCUGUGUUUGAGGGGAUUUCUAAAGCACGAAACUCCUCCAGCCUGAAUCAAAUCUACACAGAGCUCUACAUCACAGAGGGCAGGAGUGGAGAGGUCAAUAAUAAACAUGAGGUCAGACACACUGAAAGAAAUGUCAGUAAAGGUGAAACAACAAUCAGAUGUGAAGACAUGUUUAAAACAUCAACUGCAAGAGACAAACCAAUCAGAACAGUGCUGACAAAGGGAGUGGCUGGGAUCGGGAAAACAUUCCUGACACAUAAGUUCACUCUGGACUGGGCUGAAGGCAAAGCUAACCAGGACAUAAAGUUGAUAUUUCCAUUCACAUUCAGAGAGCUCAAUCUGCUGAAACAUAAAAGGUUCAGCUUGGUUGGACUUGUUCAUCACUUUUUUAGUGAAAUCAAAGAAGCAGGAAUCUGUAACUUUGAAAACUUCAAAGUUGUUUUCAUCUUUGAUGGUUUGGAUGAGUAUCGAUUUCCUCUGAACUUCCACAACACUGAGAUGCUGACUCAUGUUGCAAAGUCUGCAUCAGUAGAUGUGCUGCUGAUAAAUUUAAUCACUGGGAAUUUGCUUCCUUCUGCUCACUUGUGGAUAACCACAAGACCUGCAUCAGCGGGUCAGAUCCCCUCCAAAUAUUUAGAUGCUCUCACGGAGGUCACAGGGUUCAGUAACCCACAGAAGGAAGAGUACUUCAGAAAGAAAUUCAGAGAUGAGAAGCAGGCCAACAUCAUGAUCUCUCACAUAAAAACAUCAGAAAGCCUCCACAUCAUGUGCCAGAUCCCAGUCUUCUGCUGGAUCACUGCUACAGCUCUGGAAAACCUGUUAAAAAGCAGUGAGGAAAGGGGAUUGCCCAAGACCCUGACUGAGAUGUACAUCCAUUUCCUGGUUGUUCAGACCAAAGUGAAGAAUAUUAAGUAUGAUGGAGGGGAAAGGACAGAUCCUCACUGGACUCCAAAGAGUACGAAGAUGAUUAAAGCACUGGGGAAACUGGCGUUUGAGCAGCUGCAGAAGGGCAACCUGAUCUUCUAUGAAUCAGACCUGACAGAGUGUGGGAUUAAUGUCAGAGAAGCCUCAGUGUACUCAGGAGUGUUCACACAGAUCAUUAAAGAAGAGAGAGGGCUGUACCAAGAGACUGUGUUCUGCUUCAUCCAACCGAGUGUUCAGGAGUUUCUGGCUGCUCUUCAUGUCCAUCUGACAUUCACCAGCUCUGGUAUCAACCUGCUGGAAGAAGAGCAAACAGCCUCAAUACAGGCUGAAGAGUCUUUGGCAAUACGUUUCUACCAGGGUGCUGUGGACAAGGCCUUACAGAGUCCAAAUGGACACCUGGAUUUGUUCCUUCGCUUCCUCCUGGGUCUCUCAAUGCAGACCAAUCAGACUCUCUUACAAGGCCUGCAUUGAGAGAUACAGACAGGAAGCAUCCAAGAGACCAAUGAGGAAACGGUCCACUACACAACAGUUCAAAAGUAAGAUCAGCUCAUCUGCAGUUCUGUGGUUUCCCCAUAACAGACAAGAAGGUUCUGGGUUCAAAUCCACUGGAAACUUUCUGUGUGGAAUUUAUAUGUUCCCAUCAUGUCAUUAGUCAACUGAUGAUUUUGACUUUAUACAUAAAAUCUGCCCUGGUUCUCAAGUUUCUGCACUGGAUGAGUUGGAAAACUACUGAAUCAACAAAAACAGUAUCAAGUUUUUCUCUGCAUAUGUCAGUCAUCCAUGAAAUGUUUAAAUUUAAGACUAACCCAUUAUAAUGAUUU
Oreochromis niloticus (Nile tilapia) is the source of this 2284-nucleotide messenger RNA. RefSeq names its product protein NLRC3-like. The transcript is spliced from 6 exons. Bases 195 to 1934 code for a protein of 579 amino acids. The record is from RefSeq and is a predicted model, not a curated record. Lineage: Eukaryota; Metazoa; Chordata; Actinopteri; Cichliformes; Cichlidae.